Molecule: messenger RNA, 2775 nt
Organism: Mus musculus (house mouse)
Lineage: Eukaryota; Metazoa; Chordata; Mammalia; Rodentia; Muridae
Gene: Sftpa1
Product: surfactant associated protein A1
Exons: 6
Coding region: 102-848 (248 amino acids)
Cellular component (GO): extracellular region
Source: RefSeq, marked validated
GACUCGGAGGCAGACAUCCACACAGCUUGCAGGCUCUGUGUGCGGGGAUCUGAAGUUGGAGGCCUGCAGUGUGAUUGGGAGAAACCACUGGUACAGUAGCCAUGUCACUAGGCUCUUUGGCCUUCACCCUCUUCUUGACUGUUGUUGCUGGCAUCAAGUGCAAUGGGACAGAAGUUUGUGCCGGAAGCCCUGGGAUCCCUGGCACUCCCGGAAACCAUGGUUUGCCCGGCAGAGAUGGGAGAGAUGGUAUCAAAGGAGACCCUGGACCUCCAGGUCCCAUGGGCCCUCCUGGAGGAAUGCCAGGUCUUCCUGGGCGCGAUGGGCUGCCUGGAGCCCCUGGUGCACCUGGAGAACAUGGAGACAAGGGAGAGCCUGGAGAAAGGGGGCUUCCAGGGUUUCCAGCUUACCUGGAUGAGGAGCUUCAGACUGCACUCUACGAGAUCAAACAUCAGAUUCUGCAAACAAUGGGAGUCCUCAGCUUGCAAGGAUCCAUGCUGUCAGUGGGGGAUAAAGUCUUUUCCACCAAUGGGCAGUCAGUCAACUUUGAUACCAUUAGAGAGAUGUGUACCAGAGCCGGUGGCCACAUUGCUGCCCCGAGGAAUCCUGAGGAGAACGAGGCCAUCGCAAGCAUUACAAAGAAGUACAACACCUAUCCCUACUUAGGUGUGAUUGAAGGCCAGACUCCUGGAGACUUCCACUACCUGGAUGGGGCUUCUGUGAACUACACCAACUGGUACCCAGGAGAGCCCAGGGGUCGGGGCAAAGAGAAAUGUGUAGAAAUGUAUACAGAUGGGAAAUGGAAUGAUAAGGGCUGCCUGCAGUACCGGCUGGCCAUUUGUGAAUUUUGAUCAAGCAAUUAGAUGAAAAGAUAAAACUUCACACUGUCUUUAAGCCUCUAUCUUGAUGAUCCAUCUGGUCUGUAAGACCCUGUAACUACCUUUCAAGCAAAUUUACUUGUGGCCAUCAGAAUUAUAAGCAUCCUUAGUUACGCCAUCUCCCACAUGGCUUCUAAACUCUUCUCCAUAUUCAUUAGUAAUCCUGAGUGUCCCCCUAGAGUCCCAUCUGAGCAUUCAACUCAAGGCAGCCACUGUCAACCUUGAUUUUCAUCAGGAGAUCGAUGGAGACUUCCUUUUUCCUCACUUUGUCCAGUCUUCACUUAUAAAUUGUGGCCAUGGAAGAACCCUCUAAAUUACAUAGAAAGUGCCUGCUCCUGGACCCUUCAACCCUUCUUCUGCAGCUCAUGGUCCCAAGAUUUAAAAGUCCAGGUUAAAUAUAAAAGAUAGCCAUAGGGAAUUUCUGGGAAAUACCUAGUAUAUGGAUGUAGGCCACAUUGAGUGUCCUCUGUAUACCUGCUUUCAAGGCAAACACGGUGUCUAAGAAGCCAGAGAACCAGGUAGGGCCACAGCACAGUACUGGGGAAACAUAACCUCCCUGGUUGGCAUAUAUGGCCUCUUCCUUGGAUCUGGAUCUUGACCUAAUAGCAGCCACCCUGAGUUUAGAGAGAAUCACCUUUCCAGCCCAGACCCUAACUCAAGUAAUUUCCUGCUAACAAACAUAACCUUCGUCCACUUUACAUCACUGAGGCAUACCAACUGCUCUCUUUUCGCCUCUCAUGAACUCAAUCAACUAUUCCAUUAAAGUCAGCUUCAUCCCAGAUGUUAGUCUGUCUUCCGGUAAGCUUUGAGCUAACUUUUCUUUGAGCUUAUUUCUUUACUAUGGUAUGCAAAUAAAGUAAUUAUUACAUUUUUUCUACCUACCCAAAGCAUUACCUAUAACAAUUCCUACAACAAAGACUGAUCACAUGCUGCCUACCAAGUACUUUGACAAGCACAGAUAACAUUUGUUGUUAGGUGUCAUUUAAUCUUUAAAUGGGCCACAGAACCAGAUUAGGGGCGUGGGAGCUAAAAAGGUAUUAAGAAGAACAUGACAUUUGUGCUGAUAGCUGGGGUCAAGGUAACUCCAGACCUGUGCCCAUAUGGUCCAUGUUGAGGAGUGAUAUUAUCUUUUUCAUCCUUCCUCAACUACUGGGAUGCUAUUUACUGUGCCAUGACUGGAGGUGGGAUUCAAGGUGAGGUUUCUAUGAAUCAUCCUACUCUCAAAUGCAUGGAAUGGAUUAUGGGAUUCACCCUAGUCUCAACUAUGUGGAAUGCGACCAUGACCCACACUCCAGGUAUCCAUAGGGGUGUAACUAUAUGCCUUGAGGGGGCAGCCAACUAUACAUCUUAUCUCUAGAAGUCUCCUGUGCUCUGCCCACCUGACACUCUUCCCACAUUUCCAUCUUUUCUUGGGCAUAAGGAAGCCCAGGAACAGCCAGAUGGAAAAUUGCUACUUACACUUGCAAGAAUGUUAACUGCCAAGCUGACCUUUCUAUCUGUGUGAUGAGGACUCAAUGUAUAAGCUGUUGAGGGUUUGCUGAGAUCAAAUGAGCAAGAAAAAGGCACAUAUUCUCAGUUUUAUAGAUCAACAGCCUAAAGCUUUAAAAGUUCACAUUGCCCCAUUUCCUCUUGGGUCUAAUUUUUUAUGACAUUACUUUUAAUUGUAACUACAUUGCUUUUGAAAAUAUUUUUAUUGAGCUAUUGCUGGUUUGGGGGAAAGAAUGAUUUUUAAAAAUUGAUCUUAUACUCAACCAUCUUUUUGGAUUCAUAUUUUUCCUUUAAUACUUUCAAUGAUUCAUAUAUCAUUGCAUUUGUAAAUGAUGAUUUUUUUUCCUGCUCACAUAUAUUUAUACAUAUAUACAUAUGUGUCAUAGGAGAAUUUCUAAUACUUCACCAGUGG